AGGAUGCAUCAGUGAAUGCGUAUCGCUCAAUGCGCUUAGUCGAGGAAAAAACAACCCUUAGGCCUAUCUUAUCUCCGAAAUAUUAAUUUAACUUCUUUAUUCUUGCUAUUGAGGUUUCCCUCCCCUCCUCUCAUUGUUCGGACUAGAUUGGUUUUUUAGCACAUUCAGUCAGACUCAUCCACCUGUUAGACAUGUAUUAAUACUUAAAAUGAGAUUUUUAAAGAAAUUAAAGCGUGUUGCCGUUCUAGUCGCACAGCACGUCACACGCGUAGUGAAAGUGAUUUGGUCAUUUCUGGCGACGCAGGAAAAAGCAGAUGACAGAAAAUUUCUUUGGAAUGAAAAUCGGCUCGGGGAUGGGAACAUAUUGCCAAAGGCCAAACCUUUUUCUCAAAUUCCUGGCCCAUUACCAAUACCUUUUUUUGGAAGUCAAUGGCUUUAUUCUUGGAUUGGCCCCUACUUUCUUGAUAAAUUACACUUAGCAAAUGAAGAUAAAUAUUUCAAAUAUGGUCCUAUUGUAAAAGAGCACUAUCUUUGGAACUUCCCCAUUGUACAUCUGUAUGACAAAAAUGAUAUUGAAACUGUUUUAAAGUAUUCUAGUAAAUAUCCCAUAAGACCUGGACUGGAAGCCCAAAUCUUUUACAGAAACUCUCGUCCUGAUAGAUACAAAAGUGUUGGAUUAGUUAACGUCCAAGGAUUGGAAUGGCAUCACUUGAGAAGCAAACUAACAACUCAGCUAGCCAGCACUGCCCUUGGGGAUCAUACUGUAAAGCAACUGUCAAUCAUAUCAGAAGAACUGAUAGAAAAAAUUCGUGAAGAACGAGAUGCCGAAAGUCUUAUAAAGGGAUUCGAAAAAUAUGUCUACAGCUGUAGCCUAGAGGUUAUUUUUGCCAUUCUCUUGGGUCGGCGUCUGGGAGCUUUAAAUAAGAGCUCAAUCCCACCUAUUGCUGAACGUUUAAUGUUUGCAACGGAAAAUCUUUUUGAAGUGUCUCAUGAAACUAUGUAUGGACUUCCCUGGUGGAAAUAUUUCCCUACCAAGUCUUAUAGAAAGCUAGCAGAAUGUGAGAACAUCAUAUACGACGUAUUUUCAGAUUUGGUCAAAGAAGCCCUAAAUAGUGACGAGGCCACUGGAACCCAGUCACCGGUUCUGAAUCAAAUUUUGACUGCUGAAGGCGUUGACACCCGCGAUAAAAUCGUCUCGCUUAUCGACCUAGUGGCAGCCGGCAUUGAAACGACGGGCAAUGCCACCUUGUUUCUUUUACACAAUAUCCUAAACAAUCCAGAGAUAAAGGUGCGCGUGUACGAAGAAUUGGACCGAGUCCUUCCUUCUCCAGAAGACACAAUAACUCCUCAGCUCCUCUUAGAGUUAAAAUACCUUAGAGCGUGCAUCGUAGAAAGUCUUAGAAUGACACCGGUGGCUCCAAAUGUGGCGCGCAUAUUAGAAAAACCAUUUACUUUUCAAGGCUAUCACGUUCCUGCAGGAACGCUAGUGGUAUGCGAAACUUGGGUGGCUAGUCUUCAGGAAGAAAAUUAUCUGAACGCGAAAAGUUUCAUUCCAGAACGCUGGCUUGAUAGUGACAAAACAAAUCGCUACCCUUUUCUUGCAGUCCCUUUUGGUGUUGGCCGACGGAUGUGUCCAGGAAAACGAAUUGCCGAAAACGAAAUGUUGAUCAUCACCGCUAAGCUAUUAAGAGCUUUCGAUAUAAGCUUCCACAAACCUCUAGAGCAAGUUUACAAGUUUCUUAUUUCGCCAAAAGGACCGAUAAAUGUGAUACUUCGAGAACGAUAUUAAAAUUCAAAAAUGUUUUUAUUUUGUUUAUAAAAUUCAUGACUUGGAGAUUCUUUAAAACUAAUACACCGAUAUUAUUAAACUGGA
Molecule: messenger RNA, 1873 nt
Organism: Daphnia magna
Lineage: Eukaryota; Metazoa; Arthropoda; Branchiopoda; Diplostraca; Daphniidae
Product: ecdysone 20-monooxygenase
Exons: 11
Coding region: 209-1789 (526 amino acids)
Molecular function (GO): monooxygenase activity; heme binding; oxidoreductase activity, acting on paired donors, with incorporation or reduction of molecular oxygen
Source: RefSeq, a predicted model, not a curated record